Messenger RNA from Penicillium mononematosum, 1371 nucleotides. RefSeq lists its product as uncharacterized. NCBI's taxonomy places the organism in Eukaryota, Fungi, Ascomycota, Eurotiomycetes, Eurotiales, Aspergillaceae. Gene Ontology annotation, cellular component: membrane. The record is from RefSeq and is a predicted model, not a curated record. Gene Ontology annotation, molecular function: carbohydrate:proton symporter activity. The transcript is spliced from 2 exons. Gene Ontology annotation, biological process: transmembrane transport; carbohydrate transport. Bases 1 to 1371 code for a protein of 456 amino acids.
AUGCCACGAUUCCUUGGCCUUCGUGGCAAUAGCCUCCAUGUAGCAGCCAUCCUCGGGGUGCUCAUGCCCGGAAUCCUCACAAUAGGCUACAAUGCCUCACUACUUGGGGGUGUCUUGACACUGAAGAACUUUGAAGAACAAUUCCCCGAAAUCGAUAUUGCUGCUGCCGAUGAUAAACCACAUGCAUCAACGGUUCAAGGCCUUGUUGUGGCCUCUUACACAAUAGGGGGGUUCUUUGGAACUCUCUCGUGUAUAUGGCUAGGUGACAGACUUGGCCGGCGACGCACAAUAAUGGCUGGAUCGGUCGUCCAAGCCGUUGGAGCUGUUUUUAUGGCUAGCGCAGGCUCUCUCGCCCAACUCACAACAUCUCGAGUUAUUCUCGGUUUAGGCACGGGUGUUCUACUGGCCACAAUUCCUCUUUGGCAAUCUGAGAUAUCGCCUGCCGACAAGCGUGGUGCUCAUGUUGGCAUGAAGGGAAUAUUCAGCGGUUUUGGCUGUGCCCUUGCCCUUUUUCUCGACUUUGGAAUGUCAUUCACACAAGGCAGCGUCGCCUGGAGAUUUCCUUUCGCAUUUGUGGUGCUGCUUUCCAUUGCUGUCUUGGUGUUCAUCUACCUGUUACCAGAAUCCCCCCGGUGGCUUGUCCGACAAGGCCGACUCUGUGAGGCUAGUGAGGUUCUAGCAGCUCUUGAAGAUAUAUGUGUUGAUGAUCAAGUCGUGAAAGCAAAAAUCAAGGAUGUCCAAACAUCGCUGGACUUGUUUGAGGAAAAGUCACUUGGUCAAAUAUUCCACAUGGGGCCGCAAAGAACCUUCCAUCGAGCUAGUAUUGCUGCUUUGGCCAUGUUGUUCUUGCAACUCACCGGCUCUACGGUCAUCACCUUUUACACAACCGCAAUCUUCGAAAACAAUCUUUCGCUGGGUAAUUCAACAUCGACGGUUCUAGCUGCAGUCUAUCAGCUAGUCGGUCCCAUUGGCGGGGCCUUCUGUGUUUUCAAAAUCGACGGACUUGGUCGCCGUGUGUUGCUUCUAGGCAGUGCAAUCGGAAACGUAGUCUGUCUGGCUUUAGUAGCUGGCCUCGGAACCCAAACAGGCAACCCACUCGCAAUGCGGGGUGCUGUUUUCUUCAUUUUCCUGUUUCAUUUCAGCUACAUCAUCGGAUUUGGCGCAAUUCCAUAUCUCUACGCUGCGGAGAUUGCACCUUUGCAUCUACGCACGACCAUCAACAGCUUCAGCAUCAGCAUAUCCUGGGCAGUCAGCAUUUUACUCACGGCCGUGACACCCAUUGCGUUCAACAGCAUGGGGCAGACAUACUUUGUCAUUUUCGCGGCUUGCAAUGCAAUGAUGAUACCUGUCAUCUAUUAUCUGUUUUCCUGA